AUGAAAGGGAAAACUCUGAAACGAGGACUGAAAUGCAAAGGAAAAGAAAAAGUUUCAAUGAAAGAAGUCAAUGAUGAUGGAUCUAAGUGGAUAGUCGAGAAAAUUUUGGUUCCAACCAAAUCAUGUGUAGAGAAUUGUCCACCUCCACAACAAGAUGUGGAUAUGGAUUGUCGGAAAGUUGUAGAUGUAGUUCCCAUCCCUUGUUCCAGCAAGAGAAAGAAGGAAAAAACAAGCAAAUUCGAAGGUGUUCGUCGUAGGCCAUCUGGGAAUUUUGCAGCAGAGAUUCGAGGUGUCAAGUUGUGGUUGGGUACUUUUAAAAAUGAACUAAAUGUUGCUAAGGCCUAUGAGAAUAAGAAGAAGGAGUUGCAACAUGAACGAUUAUUGGCAUCCGCUUCAGAUGAUACCAACAAGAGUUCUAAAGGAGGGAAUGUUUCGGGACCAUGA
Molecule: messenger RNA, 444 nt
Organism: Lotus japonicus
Lineage: Eukaryota; Viridiplantae; Streptophyta; Magnoliopsida; Fabales; Fabaceae
Product: ethylene-responsive transcription factor ERF117-like
Exons: 1
Coding region: 1-444 (147 amino acids)
Biological process (GO): ethylene-activated signaling pathway; regulation of DNA-templated transcription
Molecular function (GO): DNA-binding transcription factor activity; DNA binding
Source: RefSeq, a predicted model, not a curated record